This is a messenger RNA of Cokeromyces recurvatus, 593 nucleotides long. RefSeq lists its product as uncharacterized. The record is from RefSeq and is a predicted model, not a curated record. The coding region runs from base 160 to 510 and encodes 116 amino acids. The transcript has a single exon. NCBI's taxonomy places the organism in Eukaryota, Fungi, Mucoromycota, Mucoromycetes, Mucorales, Mucoraceae.
CGAUAAUAUUCUUAUUACUUGAUUCUAUCAUACGGUUAUCUAUAACUUAUGCUGAACGUAGUCGAUUAUUUAGAUAACGCCUAAGAUGGUUGUCUGGUGGUCAAUCUAAAGACUGCGUUUAUUACUCAUAUAUUAGCCACUCCAAUUACCUAUUGUUAUAUGUUUACAUCUGUAUUAACGAUUAAAAAUGUGUACUACAUUCGAGAAUCGGUUACUCUACAACAUCUUCCAACUUAUUUGCUUUCUCGUAGAAUACACGGUAGCCACUUAUUUGCCAUAUACUGUUUGAACUUGAUUACCUAUUGCAUAAUAAAGUGCUUCCCUAUAUUAAAUCUAACCUUGGUUCAAAGUUUCUCUCUUGGCUUUGUGUUGACGACUGAUGGUAGUAUUGUUGAUCUGUUCUCUUUCUUUCUAUUUAAUAAUAUUCUUUCUUCAACAUUUUUAAUAUUAUUAUUCCUUUUUUACUUCUCUCCUUCCUUUUCUUUUCUUUUUUUUCCUUUUCAUUCUUAAAAAGUUUUUAGUUUGUUCAUCUAUUAUAUUAUUGAACUGGUUCGUCCAUAAGAAUAUACAUUCUAUACUGUGUGCUCACGUUG